Molecule: messenger RNA, 354 nt
Organism: Rodentolepis nana
Lineage: Eukaryota; Metazoa; Platyhelminthes; Cestoda; Cyclophyllidea; Hymenolepididae
Source: the annotation of a GenBank genome assembly
AUCAUCCAGUCAUUCGUUCGAUCGGAUGCUUUCGAUUCUCAAAAAUGCUCGCACUUCUUCGUUCCAUCUGUCCAAAAAAGAGAUUUUAGUCACGGUCCUCCACUUAACAAGCCUAUGAUUGAGGACCGGGUUAUGCUUGUUCUUCAGCUAUAUGAUAAACUCAAUCCUAAUAAGCUUACCCUUCACACUGACAUAGUCAAUGAAUUCGGUCUUGAUAGCCUUGACAUGGUUGAAGUCAAUGUAGCUAUGGAGGAGGAAUUUGCGUUUGACAUUCCUAGUGCAGAUGCACUGCGACUUCGUACACCAUUUGAUAUCGUCCAAUAUGUCUGCGACAAGCAUGAUAUCUACGAUUGA